AUGACACAGCAGCUGUUGCAGUUUGCAGCGAGCACUCUUGGAAACAGCUUGGAGUUGGAAGCCGAGCAGCCGGAGGCUGAGGAGCCAAAGGUUGAGGAAGUCGAGGCUGAGGCCGGUGAGGCACCCGGUGAGGCACCCGGUGAGGCACCCGAGUCGGCUGAACAGGGCGAAGACCAGCCAGAGGAGGCUGCCAAGCCCAAGAAGAACAAGAAGGAGGUGGACACGGCCGAGGCCCCCGUUCCCAAGAAGCCGAAGGCAGGAGCUGAGGUGGAGUCGCAAGAGGGUGGAGACCCGGACCCGGCACCGAAGCUGACUGCAGCUGCUCGACUGAAGAAAAGGGCAGAGAACCUCGUGCCAGACGAGGAGCCCACAGCCGAAGAGGUGCCCCCGGAGGAGCUGGAGCUCCAGGUGGCUGAGAAAAGGGACAAGAGGAAAACCAGGUUUUUCGAGGCCAACCUUAAGAAGCUGCCCGAGAGUGUUCAAAAGCUCUUUGCCUCCAAGGAGGUGAGUCGUGCAGACAAGACUCGUCUUGUCAACGAAGGAGUCGUCUCCAAGAACGGCAAGUGGGAGCUUGCUGUUAACCCGCCUGUGUUUGAGGCCCUCACCACAAGCUACUCGAGUGUGACUGGAUCCACUCGGGACAAAGCCUACCCCAAAGCCAUCAUGAUUGGCAAGUGUGCCGGGGAGGAGAACUUCCUUCGUGGACUCAGGGAUGGCGACAUUGAAGCCACGACUGAGAAUGGCAAGCAGAUGUUCAAGUUCCGGUCCCUGGAAGUGACGGUUACCACUGGUGUGAGGACCGACACCACUCACAAGAAGCAAGCAGAGUCCGCCCCAGAGGCCGAGAACCAGUUUCUUAGCUUCUGCGACAACUUUGACCCGGAGCUAGUCAGCGAGACUGUGCGGCCUGAGUCGCUGUCGCUGCGGGUGCCCGAGCCGCAGCCUCUCCAGACGGGAUCGAUCCCGAGCACCUUUGCACCCCCUGCAGUGCUUCCAGGACCUCUGGCGAUCUGCGACGGGGCCGUGGAUCUCCUGCCUGCAGACUCCAAGACGCUAGGCAAAGUGGAGGAUGCCUUGAACUGGAUCGGGUCUGCCAAGACGGCAACGAUCAAGUUGAAGAAGAUCCCGGAUUCGGUGACUUACUGCCACUUGAAACAGCAGCUUGACUCUCGGUGGGAAACCCUGCUGCCAAUGCAGGCCCAGCUUGAGCACGUGAAGCUCAGCGGGAAGGCUUCCCAGACUGGCUUCAGAAACGUGAUGAAGCAAGUCGCCCAGACCCUUCUGCAAGUGCAGGAGCUGAUCAAAAGCAUUGCAGCUUUGAACUAG
Messenger RNA from Symbiodinium sp. CCMP2592, 1326 nucleotides. The record is from the annotation of a GenBank genome assembly. Lineage: Eukaryota; Dinophyceae; Suessiales; Symbiodiniaceae.